Molecule: messenger RNA, 1332 nt
Organism: Perca flavescens (yellow perch)
Lineage: Eukaryota; Metazoa; Chordata; Actinopteri; Perciformes; Percidae
Product: leucine-rich repeat-containing protein 47
Exons: 10
Coding region: 1-1332 (443 amino acids)
Biological process (GO): phenylalanyl-tRNA aminoacylation
Molecular function (GO): phenylalanine-tRNA ligase activity; protein binding
Source: RefSeq, a predicted model, not a curated record
AUGCCGACUCACAUUACCGAAAUAUUAGGAUGCCAGGUUUCCCCGUUGAUUUCGGUUGAUUUCUACUCCGAGAGAAUGGGUCUCCUCAGCACACUGGUCGCCUCUGACAACUCCAUUGAACAGCUGAGUGGAGAUGUUCACAAGCUAGCUGCUCUAAAGGUUCUGGAUCUCUCUAACAACAAGCUGAGUGAGAUCCCCUCUGACCUGAGCGACUGCUCCAAGCUGAAGGAGAUUCACUUCAAAGGCAACAAGUUGAACGACAAACGUCUGGAAAAGAUGGUCAACGGCUGCCAGACCAAGUCCAUCCUCGACUACCUCAGAGGAAAAGGAAAAGGAAGACAGGGAGAGGACGGAGGUGAGACGGACGGGGGUCGCAAGGCAGACAAGGGGAAAAGGCAGCAGAGGAAAAAGAAGGAGAAGGUGGCAGACGGACAGGACGAGGUGGAGGAACUGAACAAGAUGGUGGUGAGGGUUCUCCAUGUCUCGGACUCUCCUACAGCUCUCACCGUCACAGUGAGUGCUGAGGUGAAAGAUGUUCGACCAACUUGCUCCCCUGAUGUUGUGUCGCUGGGUCGGAAGGAGAUGACGGCCGUCGAGCUGAUAAGACACCUUCAGCUGGAGGCGGAGGAGCUGAGGAAGCAGAAGAAGAGGCAGAAUGUCACUGGCCUCCACAAAUACCAGCAGCUUCUGCAGGGAAAAGAAAUGUAUCCCUGCCUAGUGGAUGCAGAGGGACAUGUGAUCUCAUUCCCACCUAUUACCAACAGUGAGAAAACCAAGAUCAAGAAGUCUACCAAAGAGUUGUUCUUGGAGGUGACGAGUGCAGCCAGCCUGCAGACCUGUAAAGAUGUUAUGGACGCUCUGAUUGUAAAAAGGGCAGAGUUGAACAAGUUCACGGCGGAGAAUCGGGAGGAGGGGGGGUCAGACGGGGAAGGGGAAGGCCCACAAGAGCCGGCGGCCAGCAGUGAGACCUCCAGCCAGCUGAUUGUUCAGCAGGUCCGCACAGUGGACCAGGACGGCAACCUGAAAGUUCAUACAAAGCUUCAUGACGACUUGUGUGGUAAAAGGACCAUCGCAACCAUUGCAACUCAUGAUGUGCAGCUUCUCAAAGCUCCCCUGAUGUAUGAUGUCAAACCACCUACCCAGCUGAAGGUUGUGUCGCUGGGUCGGAAGGAGAUGACGGCCGUCGAGCUGAUAAGACACCUUCAGCUGGAGGCGGAGGAGCUGAGGAAGCAAAAGAAGAGGCAGAAUGUCACUGGCCUCCACAAGUCAGUGCAACUUAUGACUCUGUGUUCUCUGUCGAGGAAAGGGUUUGGAAAGAUCCUCAUUAGAUAA